Messenger RNA from Haliotis rufescens (red abalone), 5514 nucleotides. RefSeq names its product kinesin-like protein KIF16B. The record is from RefSeq and is a predicted model, not a curated record. The coding region runs from base 109 to 4236 and encodes 1375 amino acids. Gene Ontology annotation, biological process: microtubule-based movement. The transcript has 34 exons. Lineage: Eukaryota; Metazoa; Mollusca; Gastropoda; Lepetellida; Haliotidae. Gene Ontology annotation, molecular function: phosphatidylinositol binding; microtubule motor activity; microtubule binding.
UGGAAGCAAGAUGGCGACGCACAGGUGAUUGCAGAAGGACUUGGAUAAACGGACUACGAAACAUGAGAUUUCUUGUGAGGGCAGCAGUUGCAAUGGGGUGAUAGCGAGAUGACUUCGGUGAAAGUCGCUGUCCGGGUCCGCCCCGUCAACCAGCGGGAGGUGGACCUGGGGAGCAGGGUGAUCAUCAAGAUGGACAACUCCAAGACCAGCAUCACCAACCUCAAGAUGCCAGAGUCAAUAGGAGCUGGGGACUCCGGUCGAGAACAGAUGAGGGUGAAGGAUUUCACAUUUGACCACUCCUUCUGGUCUGCCAACCCCGGUGACCAACACUAUGUCUCGCAGGAGAAUGUGUACAAUGCGCUGGGCAGUGAAAUCCUGAGUUCAGCGUAUGAAGGCUACAAUGUGUGCGUGUUUGCCUACGGUCAGACAGGGUCAGGGAAGAGUUACACCAUGAUGGGUGAUUCUGAAAAUGAAGGGCUGAUUCCCAGGUUCUGUCAGAGUUUGUUUUCAAGGAUGACAGAUGAAAAUACUUCUUAUCGAACUGAAGUCAGUUACCUGGAAAUCUACAAUGAGAAAGUGCGCGAUCUCCUCCGUCCGAACUCCACCAAUAAGCCAGUGUACAGCCUGCGUGUCCGGGAACACCCUAAAGAAGGCCCAUAUGUCCAGGACCUGUCCAAACACAUAGUGAAGAAGUAUGGUGAUAUCCACCGCCUGAUGAGUAAAGGUAACAUUAACAGAACCACUGCUUCAACCAAUAUGAAUGACGUCAGUAGUCGAUCUCAUGCUAUCUUUACUAUAGUCUUUACACAGGCUCGUUUUGUGGAUGAAAUGCCUAUGGAAAUGCAUAGUAAGAUUCAUCUGGUGGACUUGGCUGGCAGUGAGAGGGCGGAUGCAUCCGGUGCUACAGGUCAGAGGCUGAAGGAAGGGGCCAGCAUCAACAAGUCUCUCGUCACCCUCGGCAACGUCAUCUCUGCACUAGCUGAGAUGUCGGAGAAGACCAGCAAGAGCAAAAUGCCGACUUUCAUCCCAUACCGAGACUCAGUUCUCACCUGGCUGCUGAAGGACAGCCUUGGGGGCAACGCCAAGACCAUCAUGAUAGCCACUAUAUCACCUGCAGAUGUUAAUUAUGGAGAAACACUGAGUACUCUCCGGUAUGCAAAUCGGGCCAAGGACAUCAUCAAUCGUCCAACAAUUAAUGAGGAUCCAAAUGUGAAACUGAUUCGAGAACUGCGAGAAGAAAUUGCACGUUUACAAGGACUUAUCGGAGGGGAUGUGAAUGGGAUGGCAUCUCCCAAAGUGCAAGAAAAACUUCAUGAGAAUGAGGCUAGGAUCAAGAUCCUCACACAGGAGUGGGCCGGGAAGUGGAAGGAGGCUGCCAGCAUCCUACAGGAGCAGAAGACGCUGGCGCUGAGGAAGGAAGGGCUUGGCGUGGUCCUGGACUCAACACUGCCACAUCUGAUUAGGUUUGAGGAUGACAUUCUCAGCACUGGCAUCAUGCUGUACCACCUCAAGGAAGGGGUGACUACUAUCGGCGUCGAUGAAGCAGGGGCUGCUGUCAAUGGCCCGCGUCCUGAUAUUGCUCUGUCUGGUCCUGAAGUUGAACGUGAACACUGUGAGAUUCGAUACUAUGACAAAGACGUGUUUCUCCACCCUCUAGAAGAUGCUUUUUGUAUGGUCAAUGGCUACCCUGUCAAUGAACCAGUCAAACUUACUCAAGGUGUUGUGAUUGUUCUGGGAAGAACUAACAUGUUUCGCUUCAACCAUCCAGAAGAAGCAGCUAAGAUGAAACAAGAACUCAGCAAGUCUACCUCAAAUCUGAAUCUUUCGACAAACUCCCUCCUGAGUCACUCUCGUACAUCUCUGCUGAGCCACUCCAUGACAGAUCUGUAUCGGUCAACAGACAGCCUCUCUCCACAGAGCUCAGGUUGGGAGCUUGAGCAUGUCCACAGAGAGGAGCUUGAGAAGCUGGAUCAGAAGAGACAGGAGAUUGAGGAACUGGAGGAGAGAUAUCGUGGCAUGGAGGAGGACCGGAUGAUACGUCAGAUUGAGCUAGAGCAGGAGCUGUCGGAGAAACAGGAGUGUCUGGAGGAGAUGAGGGAGAGUCUGCAACAGCUGCAGCACAUGCUCGGGACAGAGGACGAAGCAGAGCGGCCGGACUACGAGGGCAUGCUGCAGAAGCUGGAUGAGCGGGAACAACAGCAGCUGACGUCUGCUCGCAGGAUGAAGGCAGAGCUGGAGGAGGAGAUUGUGGAGCUGCAGAAGCACCAGGAGGAAAUCAAGGCGGAGUGUGAUGCUAUGUUGGACAAGCUUGAAACAAAGGAGCAGGAGAAGAGGGAGCUCAUCUCAAACUUGGAGGAAGAGAUACGCCGGAGGAAGGAUUCGCUAUAUGCUGAGAAAACAAAGGGAUUGAAGUCCAUCGAACAGGAGAAAGAACUGAUACAAGUGGCUCAGAGACAGUUAGAAGAAGAAAAAGACAUGUUGUUGUCGAAAGACGAAAGUUUAAAAAAGAAAUUUAAUGAACUUAGUGAGAAAGAGAAAUCAUUAAAUGUGAGACUUAAGAAACUUGACCAGGAGAAGAAGGAGAGAUGGAAACAUCUCCUCGAUGAGGUGGCAGAGGAGAACAAAAAGAUCGAGGAGGCGUGGUCAGAUCUGAAGGAACAUGAGGUCCAGUUGGAGGAAGCUCUACGGAAAGCUGUCUGUGAUAAAGACGAGGAUGAGCGGCACUUGGUGGAAUGUGAGCAGCGCCAUCUGGAUUCGGCCCAUGAGUUGCUGCGGGAAGAGGAAGAGAAGGUGGCAGCGAGGGAGCAAGAUUUGAUAGAGCUGGUGGAACGAGAGAUGGACGAGUGGGAGAGAGAGAAGGCAGAAGGAAGUGGUCAAAUACAACAAGAAAAAGACAAUCUGUUGGCGUCUGCUAGGACAGAAAAAAUGGAUAAGCUUGAGAAGGACAUUGAGAAUAGGACGGAUGCAAUAGAUUCUCAUGCUGCACGAAUUGUGGAUGAGGAAGAGACUGUGCUAAGACUGGAGAAGCAGUUAAAUGGGAAGCUGUGUGAUGUGCGCAGGGAGAAAGAGGCAAUUCAGGCAGAGAAGCAGCAGACGUCCAAAAUGGCUGACGUUCAGUUGGAGCAGAAGAAUAAAUAUAUUGAGGAAAUUGAUUCAAAGAUGACAGAGAUAGAUGAUGAAUGUGAGGCUGAGCUGGGGAGGAUCAAGAAGGAGAGGAACAGGCUGAUGUCAGAGAGGGCCUCACAUGAUGUUGGCUGUGCGACAGACGCAGGAGGGCUGUUGGGAGCUCAGAUGGAUGGAAAGAUUCAACAGUUUGAAGAUGAGAAGAAAAAAUUAAUCCAACAGACACAGGAGAUGGAAAGGCUGAGAGAAGAUAUAGAGAAAGGACAACAGGAGCUGGAAGAAAAACGAAGGAAGUUUGAAGAGGAGCGAGAUGCUGAGCUGGAUCGUAUCGAGUUUGAAAAGUUUAGAUUGCAGGAUAUGGAACACAAGGAGAGGAUCAACAACCUGGUGGAGCAGGAGGUGAAGCGCCGUCUGUUUGAGGAGAAAGUGGAGAGAGACAGAAUAAGGAAGAUAGACAAGGAGAAUGAGAGGAUAGAGAGAGAGAAGGAGAUUCUCAGAAUCAAGGCAGCUCAUAGCCGGGAACUCAAGCAGCUUCGAGCCAAGCUAGAAAAUAAUGGGAUGGGUAGAGUGUCAACACCCACACGGUCUAACCCUUACACGUCGACUAUGUCUUCGAACAACAACAAUAUAUGCAGCCCAGACCAGUCGCCGCGUAGGAUGAGUCAGACCAGUGGGUCGUCCAGUUCCGGCAGCUUCUCCAGUCCGUCAUCCCGCAUCUACAUCAGUAUACCCACAUACACCCUGCGAGGUCAUGGCAGCGACUCACAUCAUGAAUAUGAGGUCAAGGUCAGUGUUGGCGAGGACACAUGGACAAUAUUCCGGCGGUACAGUCGUUUCAGGGAUCUGCAUCAGAUAAUGAAGAAGAAAUACCCAGAGACCAGUAUACUCGUGUUCCCACCUCGCAAGAUGUUCAGCAAGUCAGAGAAGACCGUGGCUGAGAGACGGUUGCAGCUAGAGCAAUACUUGAAGAACCUGAUAGAAGUGUGUAUGAGAUCUGCGAACACACCCCUCCACCCCACACACAACAAGCACAUGACCAAACACAUCUUGUGUGACUUUGAUCCGUUCUUCAGGAAAGGACUGUUUGAGACAGCUAAACACUGCACUGCAUGAUGGCCUGCCUCAUCAACCAAUACGAACAGUUGUUACAAAGUGGUUAGGGUAUUUGUUGCCAAGCAACUGCCCCAGCAGCCAUCUUAGAAAUAUCUGUGCUUUUAUCAUAGUGCUGGUGCUUUCGUUACAUCUGCCGUUAUUUCCCUGCAACAUUUAUUUUCAGCUAUAUUUAACUUAGACCACCUACUAAGUGAUGGUUAUCGAGCCAACUCGUCAUGAUAUGGCUGAAAUAUUGCCGAUGUGGCGAUUAAUUUGAACUCCCACACUAUCGAGCCAUUCGAACAUGUGUUUGGAUUGCUCAGUAGUGUCUGUUGGAUUAUUCUGUUAGCUUUGCUUAAAUUUGAAAGCCAUGUGGGUAUCAUUUGUAAUGAGUUAACUAAAUGAUUACUUAAUUUGUAUACAGUAAAUAUGGUUAUUAUUAAACAUCAGGAAAGAUAUACGAUAUAUAUUGAUGAUAUACAUUCAGAUAGUUGAUGUAACCAGGUGAUUAUGGGAUAUAUCACUAAGUUAAUAUUUAACGCCUUGGCAUUUAAUAUAUUUUAAUUCAAGAUAUAUUUUAAACAUGGCAUUUAAACCAACUUAUUUAUAACUAUGCGUUCUUUCAAGACUUUGAAGAACUUGUCAUGUACGACAGAUUGUGAAUAUUUUAUUUUUAUGUAAAUACUACAAGGAUGUGAAUUUUACAUAAACUUAAAUUGUAUAUGUUCUGUAAUUAUUGUUUCUUGAUAUGCAAGCUUUUGAGAUUUCAUUGUACAGAGAAUAUAUUGUGUAUAUAUAAAUGCAUUCCACGAAAGAUGUGCUGGUUUCUGUCCAACUAUUUCUGUCUGAUAUUAAAAUGCAUGAAUCUUUUCAAUGGGAGUUGUUCAACCUUAGUCCACAGUGGUGCCUGCACUGCACUUAUGAAAGUUGGCAUGCACUCAGUCUUUGUCACAGACAGCACAACACAAACACCAGACAGGGCCAGACAAGCUAGUGGUUGAUGUGAGCAAGUCCUCCAGGGUAAAAUGACAGGCAAUCCAGCCAAACCAUCGACUUCACCCAGAGACCAUAAAAUAGUAUAAUAAUGGUCACUGCUUCAUCUGAUCCAACCUUUUGUGACUUUUCUUCACCCUACUAACAUCCUGGUCACCACAGGGUACUUCACCAUUCGUUGGGUUAGUAGUAGGGCUUGGACAAGUCCAAAUUUACUACCCGGGUACCCACCCCCUAUUACCGACCCUACCCAGGUACCCACCCCCUAUUACCCGACCCUACCCAGGUACCCACCCCCUAUUACCC